This is a messenger RNA of Symbiodinium pilosum, 2607 nucleotides long. Lineage: Eukaryota; Dinophyceae; Suessiales; Symbiodiniaceae. The record is from the annotation of a GenBank genome assembly.
AUGGAUGUAUUCCUGCACGGCAGUCGCACUGGCGAGCCUAAUUAUUUUGCGAUAGAUCCAAAGUCACGCCCAACGCUGGUGUGGAUUCAUGGCGGCGGCUGGGUCGCUGGGGACAAAGCCAGUGAGACCUCACAGCUGAUACCCUACCUGCAGAAAGGUUGGAAUGUUUACAACCUUAACUAUCGUCAGGGUCAAGGAACUGCGCCUCAGGCCGUUGACGAUGUGAUGUGUGCGUACAAGACUAUAGUCACUCAACUCGAACAGGCAGGUAAUACAGAUGCGCCAAUAGUUGUUUCCGGCGCAAGCGCCGGUGGGCAUCUGGCAUUGGUUGUGGGUUUACUCAACAGCACGGGCAAACACCCUUGUCAGAGCAAACGCAAACCUGCCGCGGUAGUAAACUGGUUCGGCAUAACCGAUAUCGAAAUGGUUGACGAGUACCUCAACCAGAACCGCCCUGAGCAAAACUAUGCGCGUAGCUGGGCAGGCUCAGUUGCCAAAAUAGCCGAGGUUUCGGCCGCUUAUUCGCCUAUGUACCUGAUAUCUGACAAUGCCCCGCCUGUCAUUACCAUUCAUGGCGACAAAGAUACUGUGGUACCUUUCGAUCAGGCCGAGUCUUUGCACGCCAGCCUGACUACGCCUAAUUCGCUGCAGACAUUAACUGGCGGCAAUCACAGCGGCUUCACUGACAAGCAAUAUAAAGAUGCUUACGUCGCAAUUUUCGAAUUCCUGGAUAUCCACGUUGAUAAUUUUGUGCUGCUCGAUCAGCGAGGUGAUGCCCACGAACUGUUCUAUCAUCGCAGCUCACCCGCAGUGGUCAUUAUGACCUAUGCGCAAAGUUGCAAAGCGGUGACAGAUGCCAUCCCGGCUUUCCAGGCGCUGAAGCAAAAAUAUGAUGGCCAGGCCACAUUCUGGCUGCUGAACAGCGACACCAGCAUGGACCGCAAACAACUUGCACAACAGGCUGAGGCUGCGGGUAUUGAUCUGCCCAUUCUGCAGGACGACACCCUACUCAUCAGCGAAUCACUAAAAGCCCAACAAGCAGGUGAAGUUUUUGUUCUCGACCCGCGCACCUGGCAGAUAACUUAUCGUGGCCCCAUAACUUCUGCAGGAGAAACAUCGGAAACAAUUGCAGCAUUGAUUGCAGGUCAAUCACCGGCCGGCAAAAACAGAUCGGUUGAAGGAUGCGAGAUCUCCUAUCCCCGACAAACACAAACUCAACAAAUCAGUUACGCCGAUACUAUCGCCCCAUUACUGCAACAGAAAUGUGUGGUCUGCCAUACCGAGGGCGGUUUAGGCCCCUGGCCGAUGAACAGCUACACGAUGAUUCAGGGGUUUGCACCGAUGAUUCGCGAAGUUGUGCGCACCAAACGGAUGCCGCCCUGGCACGCGGACCCGCACAUUGGGCAGUGGAAAAACGAUAUUUCUCUGACCACCGAAGAAACUCAGCAGCUGAUCCAUUGGAUUGAAGCGGGCGCACCCAGAGGCAGCGGUAGUGACCCGCUGGCGACUGACACCAUUGAUCAGGUGGAAUGGCCUUUAGGAGAGCCCGACCUCAUCCUCGACAUCCCCGCCUAUACCGUGCCCGUCAGCGGCGAGGUCGACUACCAGUUUCCUACGGUGAAAAAUCCCCUGGAUACCGGCGUGUGGGUAAAAGCCGCCACAGUGGUCCCCGGCGAACGCGAAGUGGUACAUCACAUUCUUGCAGGCACCCAGGACGGCGACACCACAGACCUGCGGCGCACCAGCGGGGUUUUCGACAACUAUCUGAUUGGUUACGCACCUGGCAACGAGUCACAUGAAUUCCCUGAAGGUACCGGCGUUUACAUACCACCAGGCGGCGAAUUUCUGUUUCAGAUGCAUUACACCCCGAUCGGCAGGGAGGUCGUCGAUAAAUCAAGAAUUGGUUUGUAUCUGCACCGAGAGGUGCCGGAAAACUAUUUCCGUCAGGAUGUUGUGGUUAACCCCAUGAUCAAAAUACCGCCUAACACAGCACGCCACACAGAGGUCGCUUACUACGCUUUUGAUAAACCGGCGACACUGCACAACCUGGUACCCCAUGCACACUAUCGUGGGGUGGCGUCACGAUUUGAAUUGUGGAAACCCGAUGGCGAAAAAGAAAUUAUCCUCAAUGUCCCCAACUAUGAUUUCAACUGGCAGCGGACUUAUGAGUUUGUAGUACCAAAACACAUCGAAGCCGGCACACGUUUAGUGCACACCACCUGGUAUGACAACUCCGCAGCUAAUCCAGCCAACCCCGAUGCCAGUCGCGAAGUCCCAUGGGGCCUGCAAUCCUGGGAUGAAAUGUUGUACGGCGCGUUCAGUUAUACAUGGGUAGAUGAAAGCACCGAAGCGCCUAUACACGACAAAAUGAUGGCGCGCACCAACCAGUAUGUUGGUUUUCUGGAUCAGAACAUUGACGGAAAAGUCAGCUGGCGCGAGUUGCCAAGACAGAUAAAGAAGCAGCUCGUUCAAGGCUUCAGCACCGUCGACACUAACGGAGACGGCGGCCUGGACUUGCAGGAAAUGCACAAGCUGACCGAACGACGCGCUGAGCAGCGUCGCGAGGAAGCUGAAGCAGAGGCCGCCAACCAGGCAGGUGCUCGCUGA